AUGCAAGGAAAACUUACAGGGCUAUUGACUUUGCUGUUAGGAUCGAUAGGAGCUUCAAUAGUUAAGGAAAAUACCCUUGGAAGCCCAGACCUUAGAACUUCAGAAGUAUUAUACUCCAAUGGAGCCUGCAGCACAGAAGUUCCACUGUGCUCGAGGCUUGGAGUCAAAAAACUCAUGGAGGGUGGAAAUGCAAUCGAUGCAGCAAUCGCAUCUGCCAUAUGUAUUGGAAUAAUAAACUCUUUCUCGUCGGGAAUUGGAGGUGGUGGGUUUGUCCUAAUCAAAGGCCCAGAUGGAAGCAAUAUGUUUGAUAUGAUAGACUUUAGGGAGGUAGCCCCUAAAAGCCUUUCUUCAGACAAACUUGAGGGAAUGGGAAGGACAAAGGUAGGAGGUCUGAGUGUUGGAGUUCCUGGAGAAGUCCUUGGGCUGUACGAGGCACAUCAAAAGUACGGAAAACUUCCAUGGAAGAACUUAUUUCCCGAGAACAUAGCAAUCGCUAAAGGGUUUCCUGCUAGUAACCAGCUUAUAAAGAGAAUCAAUAAGUUCAGCAGCUAUGUGAGGAGUGAUCCGGGACUAAAAGAAGUUUAUACAAGAAAUGGAGUUCUCCUUAAAGAGGGGGAUAUAGUUGUGCGUAAAAACUAUGCUAAGACAUUGGAGACUAUAAUGAACAAUCCAAAAAGCUUCUACACAGGCGAACUUGCAGACUCGAUUGUCAAAGCUGUAAGGGAAAAAGGAGGACUGAUGGAAAAGAAAGACCUUGAGAAGUAUCGGAUUAUCCAUAGAGAUGUUCUGGAAGGAAGAUAUCACGACUAUAAGGUUUAUACCACGAACCUUCCAACAAGCGGGGCAUUGAUAUUGAGAGCCCUUAACAUACUUGAGAAGUAUGAUCUAAAGAAGCUAAAGGAAGAUAGUAUAAAAAACGGGAACUUUAAAUAUAUCCACUUACUAAUCGAGGUCUUCAAGUUUGCCAUGGCAAGGAGGGGAGAGCUUGGAGAUCCUGCAUUUCUCCCGGGAUGGGAGAGGAUAGUAGAGGAAAUAGUCUCGAAAAAGGCAGCAGAAGAGGCUUAUAAGAAGAUAAACAUGGAAAAGAUUUUGGACGUAAAAGAGUAUGGAAUAAAAGCAAGAGGAGUUGAAGAUCAUGGAACAACACACAUAAAUGUUAUAGAUAAGGAAGGAAUGGCAGUGCUUCUUACAAGUACAGUGAAUCUUGAAUUUGGGGCUCAGUUCAUGGAUCGUAAAACAGGAAUAGUGUUCAACAAUACCAUAGACGACUUCUAUGUCUCGUCUUUAGACAACUCCCAUGAAAAGCAUCCCAAUGAAGUAGAAGGAGGCAAAAGACCGUUCUCCUCUAUAUCUCCUGUUAUUCUACUUAAGGAUGACGAGAUUCUUACCCUGGGUGCAGCAGGGGGAAUAAGGAUUCCUACAUCCAUUAUCUCUACAAUAUUCUAUCUUUCGACGGGAGAGAAUCUGCGAGAAGCCAUAAUGGAAACAAGGAUUCAUAACCAUCUAUCUCCGGACACGACGUUUGUAGAAUACAACAGUCCAAGGAAACUCUGGAAAUAUCUUAGCGGGGUUGGACAUAGAAUAGAGAAGUCGCUUCAAAACACUGUUUUCACUUCUGUCCAGGGAAUUUUCCUGAAAAAGAUUGGUGGAAAUAGAGUUAUCCAAGCUGUAUCGGAUCCUCGGAAAGGAGGAGAAGCCUUUGGGUAUUAA
Encephalitozoon intestinalis ATCC 50506 is the source of this 1710-nucleotide messenger RNA. Its product is annotated as gamma glutamyltranspeptidase. Gene Ontology annotation, cellular component: plasma membrane. The record is from RefSeq and is a predicted model, not a curated record. The transcript has a single exon. Lineage: Eukaryota; Fungi; Microsporidia; Unikaryonidae. Gene Ontology annotation, molecular function: glutathione gamma-glutamate hydrolase. Gene Ontology annotation, biological process: glutathione catabolic process. The coding region runs from base 1 to 1710 and encodes 569 amino acids.